AGCGGGACGCCGCGUCCCGAGCGGCCGGCGGCCGGAGCUCGCCCCCGCCCCUCCCUCCUCUCCUCCGGCGGCGGCGGCGGCGGCGGCGGGCGGAGUGAGCUGCGGAGCCUGGAAUAUGGUCGGGGAAAUGGAAACGAAGGAGAAGCCGAAGCCCACCCCAGAUUAUUUGAUGCAGCUGAUGAACGACAAGAAGCUCAUGAGCAGCCUGCCCAACUUCUGCGGGAUCUUCAACCACCUCGAGCGGCUGCUGGACGAAGAAAUUAGCAGAGUACGGAAAGACAUGUACAAUGAUACGUUAAAUGGCAGUACAGAGAAAAGAAGUGCAGAAUUGCCUGACGCGGUGGGACCCAUUGUUCAGUUACAAGAGAAACUUUAUGUGCCUGUAAAAGAAUACCCUGAUUUUAAUUUUGUUGGGAGAAUCCUUGGACCUAGAGGACUUACAGCUAAACAACUUGAAGCAGAAACGGGAUGUAAAAUAAUGGUCCGAGGCAAAGGCUCAAUGAGGGAUAAAAAGAAGGAGGAGCAAAAUAGAGGCAAGCCCAAUUGGGAGCAUCUAAAUGAAGACUUACAUGUACUAAUCACUGUGGAAGAUGCUCAGAACAGAGCAGAAAUCAAGCUGAAGAGAGCAGUUGAAGAAGUGAAGAAGUUACUGGUACCUGCGGCUGAAGGUGAAGACAGCCUGAAGAAGAUGCAGCUGAUGGAGCUUGCAAUUCUGAAUGGCACCUACAGAGACGCCAACAUUAAAUCACCAGCCCUUGCCUUUUCUCUUGCAGCAACUGCCCAGGCUGCUCCAAGGAUCAUCACUGGGCCUGCGCCUGUCCUCCCACCAGCUGCUCUGCGUACACCUACGCCAGCUGGCCCUACCAUAAUGCCUUUGAUCAGACAAAUACAGACCGCUGUCAUGCCAAACGGAACUCCUCACCCAACUGCUGCAAUAGUCCCUCCAGGGCCUGAAGCUGGGUUAAUCUACACACCCUAUGAAUACCCCUACACGUUGGCACCAGCUACAUCAAUCCUUGAGUACCCUAUUGAACCCAGUGGUGUGUUAGGUGCGGUGGCUACUAAAGUUCGAAGGCACGAUAUGCGUGUCCAUCCUUACCAAAGGAUUGUGACCGCAGACCGAGCCGCCACCGGCAACUAACCUAUGACCUUCUGACCUCUGAACUCUUCACCCAAUGAUGACCUGACCAUGCCUGCCUGCUGAUCAGUUAACUGGUAAUCGCCUUUGCUUGCCUGUCGUCAGUGCAGCGAGCUGAGGCACUUGUCCGUUCGUCUUACCAUCUAACCAAACAAAAGACAAAGAAAUUGUCCUCCAACUCAGCUUUUCCCCCCCUGUUUGGGUGAAAGUGGUUCUAGAACCUGCACUGAAUAGUAGUAAAGCAAUAAGGCCCGAUUCAUCCCACAGCACUGAUCAUCUCUCAAUGCCCCACCCCAAGCGAACGGUAAGAAGGCCUCUCUUAAGAAGGGGAGACAGAUGGCCCUAACUACUCAGUGACAGAGGCAGUUACUGUGAGAGACUUGUAGGAAUUUUUUUCUUCUCCUAGCGAAGUCAAAGCUCUCUCUGAAUGUACUGUGUGACAAUGCAUCAUGCAUGAACCUUCGGUCAGGGAUGUCAUUGGGGAAGUGACUUCAAAAGUAUUCAAAAUUUGACAUGCUGUUUGUUUAGUCACUACAGUGCCCUCAAAGGGCAGACAGUGCAGCCUUUUUAUAUUGCCUGCCAAAAUUUGAAGUAUUAGAACAAAGUGUGCCAUGAGAGAAAAACUUAACAAGGAGUUUUGAAAAGAAAUGCAAAGAACAAAACUACAACACUAUUUUUUAAAAAGUUGAGUAUCUGAGUUAAAAUUUCCAAAUCUUUAUUUUACACCACCUUAAAUAUUAUACGAGAACAAGGUACAUGCAUUAUGUGUCACAUUACUGGGCAAACUGUUCAAAUAUUUUUUUUAAACCUCCCUGUAUAGAAAAUCUCAUUAAGGAUGUAAAAGCCAUGCUUGCCUAUUUGCUGUAUACAUGUAAUGAAAUUGUAGAUAAAGUGUAGUGCAUUGAAACAAAUGAACAAAAAGUAGAUACUUUUACUAUACAAGGGUGCUGGUGCAGAAAAAUAUAUAUAUUUUUGGAAAUGUAGCAUUUUAUACUUUCAAGUGUUAUAAAAAAAAAAGAAAAAGAACAAAGAAACCCUUUAUUUCAUUAAAUGAUUUUUUCUGGUGGUUGUCAAGAAACAAAAGACCAAAAGAGCCUUUUUGUCUUUCUUUUUUAUUUUUUAAGUAUUGGAAUAAGUCUAACGAAAAAGAAAGUGCCUUAUUUUUCUUCAUGGUCAUUUAGUCAAGUGUCCUGUAAGAUCAGCUCCUCCCUCAGAAUAAAGUUACUGCAUGUUCCUCAGUCGCCCAGUAUGUGAAAGGAGAUAUGAGAGGAGACAAAUGAGUUGAUGGUCUAAAUUAUAAGAUUUGUGUCAUGUUAUCUUGAUGCCAGUUUGCCAAAUCUGAUACUGUGAAAAAAUUUGAUAGCUUUUCUAAUGUCUGACUAGUAAAUUUUAAAAAUGUCAUUCUUUUACAAAUCAUAAUUAGUACUUUUGGUUAUUACCGUCUUCAGUGUUAGCCCAAAGAUUCUGAGGUUUAGAAAAAAAUUAUGUGAGAUCUGAACAUCAGUUUACAGACAAAAUUAAAUUAGAGCUUUAUUUUAUUUGGAGAAGAGGGAUACAAUGGAAUUUUUCCUUACCAAUUAGAAAUAAUCGUAAUGCCUAAAAAACUUUUUCACAAAAAUGAAUCUUUGAAAUUUUUUAUUGUUGAAAAAGUGUUAGUAACAUAAAUCUAAUGAGCUAUCUCAUGUAGUCCAUCUCGGCUGGCUUUAGUAACUGCUCCUAACUCACCUUUCUAACUCUAAAGGAGCCUGGAAAGCCUGCAUCACAGUGUUCAGGGACUGCUCGGCUCCAUUCCUUCUCCUCUCCAGGUUCUCUCUUGAAAGUCAAACAGUUUUGUAGUUGAAGCAGUUUGUGUGCAAAGCCUGCAUCUAAACACUUGAGUUAAUAAGUCAUUAACCGCUCAGUACCAGAUGUGGCAAAUCUCAAGUGAUUGUGGACUCCUGGCUCAUCAACUCAUGCCCUCUUCCAUACCCUCAUGGCUUCACAGUCAAGGUCAGCAGGAAGCUCAUUGGUCACCUUCAUGGUGACCUCUCCAUUAUUCUGUCUCACUUGGAACCAUUUUCAGUUUAUUUACUAUGCAAUAGACAGUCCUUGUUUUGUACUCAGCUAGCUUUGAUUUAAUGUACCACUGCUUUGUCUUUCUGUUACACAUAUGGUUUUGAUUUAUUUACAAUAUAUGCUGUGCCAUUUUGAUUUUUAUUUUGGUUGGUUGGUUGAAUAAAUAUGCGACACUCAGAACACUUGAGGUGAUAGCUUAAAAAAAAAAAACAGUACCAGUAUUUGAUCCAGUCUCAUCUCAGCUGUGUUAUACCUGGACAUUUUAGAUGUUUAUCAAAGGUCUUUUAUGGGGAAGAAAGCAAAUGUGUAAAACAGUAGACGUGUGACGUUUAUGAGUAAUGCUGGCUCUGAACAAACUUUUGAAAACUUAGUUGACAGUGUUUUGAGUCAACUGAAAAAAAGCAUGACUUUUGGAAUCUCUGAAUGCCUUGGUUCUCAGUAUUAUCACUCUAUUGAAUUUUUUUCUUAUUAAAGUAUGUAGUUUAAAAGUAAGACUUUUUUCCUGACAGUAUUAUGUAAUUUUUAGCGUGGGUAGAUGGGAGUGUCGCUUGUAUGUUCCCAUACAGCUGACAUGUAUUUUUUGUCUAUUCUUUAUUAUCUUAGUAGUUUCAUGCUGUGUAUGUACCAUAACCAACCUAUUGCCUAUGAGAAACAUGUAAGAUAAUGUAUUUACAGCCAUUGUUACAAGUUUAUAAUGUAUUUUUCUAUCUUGUUUUAUAUGUAUGUUAUAUAACAUUCAAAAGAAUUUUUUUCUUGAUUGAGAAAAGGAUACAAAAUGCAAAAUCCACAAUUUUGAUAACUGAAAAUUGCCAAUUGUUUUGCAGUACUUUAUUAUAUUGGGUGUCUUGUCUUUCUUGGGCUUUUAGUUAGCUGAUGAAUGAAUACAUUAGACACUUCUGGGUUUUAGUUGGGAUUUUACAUAGCUUGCAUUUUAGUUCUUUGGUUCUUUGCUGUUUCUAUUAACCCAUAGCAUUAUUUUAAUAAAUGUUAUAAUACCAACCUACUAACUCUGGACUAUGUUUGUUUAUUAACCUUUACAUGUUUAAUGAAAACAAACAGGGAUAAAUAAAGUCUUGAGUUCCUGGACUAACACUGAAGAACGUGACCAGAGAUAACAUAGCGUGACUUGUUUUCUAUGUUGUUUGUCAGCUGACAGUUGUGCACACCUCUGCUAAAAUGGCUUUGGGUCCUCUGGUCUUUUACCAUGUAGGGUAAGUGCCAGUGGAGAUGGGAGCAGGGUAGCAUCUGUCAGUCAUUUCUCCUAGUCAUGCCACUGGCCUUUCAGCAUCUGCAAUACUAAUUCCACACUUUAUUUUUCCUGCUCCAAAAUAAUCACUCUCUGCUCACAGCAUAAAGAGUCAAGAGAUUUACUGUAAUGAUACGCCUUGAGAGACCAGUUUGAUUCUUUGUUGAGUCUUUUGCCUAAAUUUCUGUGAACAGGCCAGUUUUGGUCUCACAGAGUUCAUAGACGAUAUUUCUCCUGUGUUGUUUAGAUAGCUGCUCCUAUUAGAGUUAAGUCGGCCUCUCGAGGUCUUGCAGUCCCAUCCUGUCUAUGAUCCCCCCCCCACCCCCCCUUUUCAGUGUCUUGAAGAGCUCAACUUGGGUGGCUUUCCCCUUACCCACUUCCAGAACAGCCUAGACAACUACACAGGAAGCACGGCAGAGACAAACACUGUAAUCUGCCGUGUGUGUGUUUGGUUAAAUUCUACAGAGAAGUAGAUUUAAGAUCCUUCUUUCUCCCAUUCUUCACUUGGCUGUGCUCUCUGUAAAGAGACCUCUUCUUCAGCACUUGAGUCCAUUUUUGUGUCCAUUUUGUGACAGUUACCUUGUCUGAGGGAAAAAAAUUUUUUUUGACAUGAUCCAAAACAAACAAACAAAAAACUCCUCUUAGAAUGAUUUUUACUUUUGAAGUAAUGGUGUAUAUUUUGAAAUUGUAUUUAAGAAUCCUUAAAAUUAAGGGUUGAGUUCUAUCAUAACUUCUGAAAGGACACUGUUAAAAUACUGCUCUGUGCAUAUAUGAAGCUCACAAUAGUGAGCCUAGUUUAAUUAUCUCUGAUCAUUUUUGGUCCUGUACAUAUGGAAUAUCUCUGUUAAGAGGAGGAGACCAUGUCAUAUCAUUGGGUAGACAGGUGCCCAUUGCCUUAACAAGUAUGUUUAGUGCUCAGUGAUCGUUUCAGACACUGUCAAGCUUCUGCUGCACAAAAGCCCCAAUGUUAAUAUGUUACAACAGUUGAUGAAGAACUUAUGUGUUGUUUAAUGUUCUCGGAACCCUGUGUAUGCAGUCUCAUCUUGUUUUCAGUGAGGGCACUUGAUUUAUGUCUCAUCACCACCAUUCCUAUUGAAAAUGUUGCUCAAAGAUAGUCUCACAUGGUGAAAAUAGUGUGGUAUGCCACAUUUUCAUGUAAGUGCAGUAGUAUCACACAGCCGGAUGAUGGGAUAGGAAUGUGUCACUUUCUUAGUUGAUGCUAUUUGGUGAAAUGGUUAUCUGUGUUUUAUUCAAAAGGCUGGUGAUAUUGAUGUACUUAGUGAAGUAUUUUUUAUUUUUAUUUUUCUUUAGGCAAAAUAUCUAGGAAAACAUGAUAAGAAAAUUAUAUUCACUUCAUUGUAGUGCAGCAUUUUCAUGUAUGGCAGUGCCUGUGUGAGGGAGUUGUAGAAAUGCCCUGUUCAUUGGGGAGAAAAAAAGGUUUUAUGUGCACACAAGAAAGGUGUUUGGUUAAAUUUAUGGGUGUAAAGUGUGUGUGUGUUUGCGCGCACGCGUGCGCCUAUGCACACUCAUGCACGCUCUGUUCGCUUGUAUGCCUGGACUAGAAUGCCUGACUAUUCCUUGAUGACAGCUGUUAUUCUCGACCUCAGGGUUUUGGUGGAAUGAAACAUGUUGCCAAAGUAACAGUUAAGUUUCUUGGUCUCCCACAUUUUUCAAAGUACAUAGGAUAAUGUGCUUAAUCACAUUUAAUCACAUUUUGUCACAAAUCAUUUAAUACCUGUACAGUGGAAAUAAUAACCCAUUUUAUGGACAUACCAAUUUAGACAUAUCCAUGGUACAUGUAGUACCUGGUUUAUCCUGUAUAAAAUUACCUAAAUUGUGAGUUGUCUUUAUUUUAAAGAGGUUUGACAAAAGUGUAUGUAUAGCUGGUGCUCAAUGCUGAAUCAAACUGGUCAAACUGAAGCACAGUACACUCCUUAUUGUUUCUGCUGCACUAAUUGCCAGGGGUGGGAGAGGAGGAGCAGCAACUAAUCCAUGGUGGGCAGAUGUGGGCAGGAGGUGCUGUAUGUAGUGACUGGGCAAAGUGGAGCUCAACAUUACUUGAAGUUUGCUAUCCCCUGGAGAGAUACUGCCAGCACUGGGACAGUCUCAGAACCAGGGUAAAAUUAAUUUAUAUCUCUUUAAAGGUUCUAUUAUUACAAAGUUUUGAGCCAAAUAUAUCUAUAUAACCUACAUUAUAUUGGUAUGUAUAAAAUUUUGACUUGUAGAAGUUGUAUAUAUAGGGAUAUACAUAUAUAUAUGUAGAUAUUCCUGAAUCAUACAGGAAUGAGAAACUGCAAAUGACUGUACACAACAUACAAUAAAAAACUGGACAAGUGCAUGUGCCGCAUCUUCUCAAGCCAACAAUAAGAUGACAGUGUAGCUGCCCCAGGCACAGAGAAAUGAAUACCAAAGUACAGAGCGGAGUUAAGUGUCUACUCCUCCUUUAAGCACUGCAUAGAAAAUUAAAGAAUCUCACAAUCAAGAAUUGUAGUAAUUAACAGAUCACUGUUUAUAAGAAGGAAAUCGGUGAACUUUUGUCGUGUUCCCCAGCUGAUCUGAGCAUCCAAAACAUUACCAUGCUAAUCUUUAAGAAACAUUCGUAUGGCUUUUAGGUAGUUUUCUAAAUGUAAGAAUUCUUGGGAAAGGAGUGAGGAUGUAUCUCAGUUGGUGAAGUUACUAGCUUAGAGUGCAUUCCUGGCACCAUUAAAUUAAAAAAAGAACCAAAUCUUGGCCUAUCUACUUUGUGAAAAGGACUGAUUUUAUAGGCACAUCAUUAAAGUUUCCUUUUGACAUGUAAAUUUCACAGCUCUUUGACCUUUAAGAUAACCAGUUUUUCUUGUUAUAUUUGGAAGUUCCUUUGUCUUCUAACUGCUUACUGGAAGGGGGGGAUAUCCUUUUCAUAUACCUCCAAAGGUAUAUAUACUGGGACCUCUGUACUUUUGAUGGCAUAGCACACAUUAAAAGUCUGAUUAGAUUUUUCACCAGAUCUUCUCUUCAAAGAUCACAUUCUCAUAGUAGUUAGUUAUAAUCUGAAAAUAGAUUUUUUUUUCCUUGUCCUCAAAGAUAUCUCUGUUAAGCCCACCACUAUUAGAAUUACACCUAGGGCGCUUAGAAUCACACAUAGGAGUUAUUGCAUAGUGUGCAAGGUCUAGGAAUAUGAUUUCUAUCUUCAGACACUACCCUCGCUACCCUGCCUUCUCAAAAAAGGUGGCCACUAGAAGGUGAUUCAUCAGGUAAAAUGCUUUCCCUGCAACCCUUACAUCUAGAUUUGAUCUCUGUGACCCAUAGUAGAAGGAAAGAACCAAAGAUGUGUUCUGUCUUCAGCAUGUGAGCCAUGGCAUGUGAAGCUCAUACACACCACAAACAAUAAAAGACUUUUUAAAUCACUGUCA
Messenger RNA from Mus caroli (Ryukyu mouse), 7831 nucleotides. It is a transcript of the gene Qki, whose product is annotated as QKI, KH domain containing RNA binding. The record is from RefSeq and is a predicted model, not a curated record. Gene Ontology annotation, cellular component: nucleus. Gene Ontology annotation, biological process: regulation of mRNA splicing, via spliceosome. Lineage: Eukaryota; Metazoa; Chordata; Mammalia; Rodentia; Muridae. Gene Ontology annotation, molecular function: mRNA binding.